Sclerotinia sclerotiorum 1980 UF-70 is the source of this 1134-nucleotide messenger RNA. RefSeq lists its product as hypothetical. Gene Ontology annotation, molecular function: hydrolase activity, acting on acid anhydrides, in phosphorus-containing anhydrides. The record is from RefSeq and is a predicted model, not a curated record. Gene Ontology annotation, cellular component: mitochondrion. The coding region runs from base 1 to 1134 and encodes 377 amino acids. NCBI's taxonomy places the organism in Eukaryota, Fungi, Ascomycota, Leotiomycetes, Helotiales, Sclerotiniaceae. The transcript is spliced from 2 exons.
AUGGCACCAUCUCAGCCAUCAAAAUCCGAUUUGGAAAAACAAUACAUGUCAUCUACCAGCAGUCCAAAAGCAGAUAUAAAAUCUAAAAAGCCAAUUGCUGUCCCUCAGCCUAGUUCAAGUAUCCUCCUCAUCUCACCUCAAAACCAAAUCCUUCUCCUUCACCGUAUUCGAACCUCCAGUGCCUUUCCAUCGGCCCACGUCUUUCCAGGUGGAAACCUUGAUCCCUAUCAUGAAUCACCCAUUCCACCCCCUUCAUCUCCUUCUCGACAUAGAGAUUCCGAAGUUUAUAGAAUAGGAGCCAUCCGAGAAUGUUUCGAAGAAUGCGGGAUACUUUUAGCUCGUGCUUCUCAGGAUAAUGAAGCACAGAGAAAUGAUAAAGAGCCAGAUGAUUUAUUACUAGAAAUCCCGUCUUCGGAGCGCGAAAAAGCCCGCAAAGAAAUUCAUUCCAAGAACACAAAAUUCACUUCCUGGGUCCAAGAAAUAGGCGGGGAAAUCGAUACAGCUAAUCUUCUCCCUUUUACCCGCUGGAUUACACCAAGUAAUUUACCGAAAAGAUUUACAACGCAAAUGUAUUUAUAUUUCCUACCUCUAGACGCUGAGACGGGUAUUGGAGAAAAAGAAAAAAUGGUGCAAAUACCAAGAGACGAUGGAGGAAUCGAACAUACGGCUGCCGAAUUUGGAUAUUGUGAAGAUUGGUUAAAAAAGGCGAGAAAGAAUGAAAUUAUUCUUUUCCCGCCUCAAUUUUACUUGAUGAAUCUUUUGGUUCCGUUUUUGACUAAACCAGAUGAGGGAAAAAGGUUCUCCAGAGAUGAGUUAAAGGGGCAGAGGGAACGGGUUUUGGAAUUUUUAAAGGGAGAUGGAGGGGAUGGAAUGAGAGUGGAGUGGGGUGAGAAAGUUAUGAGUCCGAUUGGGAUGGGGAUGAGAAGGAGUGACGGAAGAGUGGUUUUGGGGUUGGAUAGGCAGGGACCGGAAUUGGAGGGGGAGGGCAGAAUUGGAGAUGCGACGAAGGUUAUGCUUGUUAGGUUUUUGAAGGAGGGACCGAGGGAUGUGGAGGUUAGGGGACGGAAGGAGGUUUUGGAGGAGGAGAGAAGGGGGAGGGUGGAAGCGGAGAAAGCGGGAGGGGCUAAGUUGUGA